CAGGCAGAAAUGAAAUGGCCAAUUCUAGAACACCCAACCCUGAAUGACAAAGGCAACCAUACAAAAAUGGGCAUCACAUGUUGAGAAAUUGAUGUAGACAAAAACCUGGAAAUCGCUGAAAAAUUACUUUGGCAAUUAUUUUAAGAGGGUGUCGAUAUUUAGUAACUCUGCCUUCCUAGCUUUUUCCGUGACUAGCGGCCUUACUGCACCUAAUGACUGAGUCCCUGCCUCCUCACACAGGCCGGCAUGCAUUGCGUCCCACUCAUCAACCAAGGCAUCAGUGCCUCGGAGCCCCCGGCACCUACAUCCCCUGGGACCAAGGCCUGCACCUGGAGGUCUUCAUACAGAACCACACCAAUCACCCAUUCAUCAGAAAGGUGUGGCAUCCAGUGUGGACAGCCUGGCCAGACUUCCUGCACCCCCUCACAUCUUUCCCUAUAGGUGUGGCAUCCAGUGUGGACAGCCUGGCCAGACUUCCUGCACCCCCUCACAUCUUUCCCUAUAGAUGUGGCAUCCAGUGUGGACAGCCUGGCCAGACUUCCUGCACCCCCUCACAUCUUUCCCUAUAGAUGUGGCAUCCAGUGUGGACAGCCUGGCCAGACUUCCUGCACCCCUUGGCCACCCACUACUGGGGCCGACAGCUGCUGCGCUUCCACAACACACUGCCCUCUGACGGAGCCUGGACCGACAUGAAUGAACCCUCAAACCUCUGGUCCAGGAGUCACCACGGCUGUCACCAGAACAACUUGGAGCAUCCGCCCUUCCUGCUGCCAGUGGUCAGAGACUCUCUCUUCUGCCACACGGUCUGCAUGUCGGCAAGGCACUACAUCGGACUCCACUACAACCUCCACAACCUUUACGGACUGUCAGAGACGAGUGCCACCAAUGCAUAAGUCUAUGAUGCUCAGAGUUUUAGGUGCAGGGAGGGAUAUGCUGACAGUAGGUUUGUGGUGUGCAUUCAGUAUGGGCACAGUACAUUAGUGAUGUGCUUGCAAUAAGAUUGUGGUGUGCAUUUAUUAUCGUUACAGUGUAUUAAUGAUAUACCCAAGUCAUAGGCAAGAGGAAAUACAAAUGAAGGAAGGCUGUUUUUCUUUCAGAGUUUACCAGCCAAAGGGAUGAAAGAAUGAAGAUGCUGGUUGACCCUUGCAUAAGGGAUUAGGAUAGCAUAGGGAUGAGCCAGAGUUGAAGGUCUUGUACAGAUACAGAUGAAGGAAGGCAAGGCUGUUUUUUCAGAGUUUACAUGCUUUUAAAAGGCAUGAAAGAAUAAAGAUGCUGCCUGGUUGACUCUUGCAUAAGGGAUAAGGAUGAGCCAAAGUAGAAAUUUACCAGCCAGAGGGAUGAAAGAAUGAAGAUGCUGGCUGGCUGACUCUUGCAUAAGGGAUUAGGGCAGCAUAGGGAUGAGCCAGUGUAUGGACGGUAGGGGUUGAGGCAUGCAGCUACCAAGUUCAGGAGUGCCCACCAGUCCUCUUAUUUAUAAGAUAUCAAUACUUAUUUAUUAUUACUAUCAAUAUGGCCAUUACUUGUUGCCAGAGCCCUGCAGGGUGUGGGAGCCAGGCGGCCGUUCAUGACUUCCCACUCGUCCUUCCCCGGCCAGGGCAUCGAUGGGGGCCACUGGACAGACCACUACGGGGGCCACUGGACGGACCACUACGGGGGCCACUGGACGGACCACUACGGGGGCCACUGGACAGACCACUACGGGGGCCACUGGACGGACCACUACGGGGGCCACUGGACGGACCACUACGGGGGCCACUGGACGGACCACUACGGGGGCCACUGGACGGACUACUACGGGGGCCACUGGACGGACCACUACGGGGGCCACUGGAUGGACCACUACGGGGGCCACUGGACGGACCACUACGGGGGCCACUGGACGGACCACUACGGGGGCCACUGGACGGACCACUACGGGGGCCACUGGACGGACCACUACGGGGGCCACUGGACGGGCCACGUGUGCUCCCACUGCAUCAACAUGUGGCACUCCACCGCAGCCUGAGCACCUCACCACAGAGCUGUCCAAGAUGCCUCACGUCCAAGAAGUCCCAGGUUUACAAGUGGAAGGGCCUGCUCAAGGAACUCCGCUGCUCUCUCCUGGACGGAAGGAACCAGGAGAUGGAGAGGAGGUGAGGGAAUAAUGUAGGCUCCAGUAUUUUAAUUUUUCAGCUUAUUCAAAGAGUUGGCAGUUUUGAGGUUUUGUGGUGUCAGGCAUGCCUUCCCUUAUCACUAAUUCCUCCUCCUCCUGGCCCUUGUCACUUGCCUGUUACAGUGUGAAGAGGGAGGGAAUACAUGAGGGAGGCAUUGAAAGGGAGAAUUAAGAUGUGAUGAGGGAAUGCCGUCAAUUCCAUUCUUUUCUUCAUAAUUGUAAUUGUUUUCAGUGUUGUUUUAAUGCAUAUGUAGUGCAGCGACUAGGCCUGACGGGCAAGCCUCCCAUAACCCACUCAGCCAGCGGGGUACCUCUUUGGCCGACUGGUAAGGUAGUGGCUCUCCCGUCACGCUGGUCACGGGUUCAAUCCCGGGCAGCCGACAAAACCCUAUCCUUGUCUUAAUUAAUGUCUUGUGUGUUUCAAUACACGCAGAGGACGUGUGGGACCGGGAGUAGUAAAAAAGAGAGAAAAAUCUCAGCCUUAAACAUAUAACAGGGAGGCUGGACGAGGCGGCAGAACUAUAGUGCUAGAAGGCAGGGAACGUAUCAGGGAGGCAGGGACACACAGUUUUCUUAUUUUUAGUAUACGAAUACUAAUUCAACUUAACUUCUUCCAUGGAAUGAGGUGAAGAAGAAGAAGAAGAAGAGGAAGAAGACUUAGGAACAAAGGUAAAAAAUAGCAC
Molecule: messenger RNA, 2835 nt
Organism: Eriocheir sinensis (Chinese mitten crab)
Lineage: Eukaryota; Metazoa; Arthropoda; Malacostraca; Decapoda; Varunidae
Product: tetra-peptide repeat homeobox protein 1-like
Exons: 4
Coding region: 1510-2136 (208 amino acids)
Source: RefSeq, a predicted model, not a curated record